Nycticebus coucang (slow loris) is the source of this 6783-nucleotide messenger RNA. RefSeq names its product karyopherin subunit alpha 6 (gene KPNA6). Gene Ontology annotation, biological process: NLS-bearing protein import into nucleus. Gene Ontology annotation, molecular function: nuclear import signal receptor activity; protein binding. The transcript has 15 exons. NCBI's taxonomy places the organism in Eukaryota, Metazoa, Chordata, Mammalia, Primates, Lorisidae. Gene Ontology annotation, cellular component: nucleus; cytoplasm; nucleoplasm. The record is from RefSeq and is a predicted model, not a curated record. The coding region runs from base 75 to 1799 and encodes 574 amino acids.
GCCAUAUUGUCUGCUGAAGCUGUCGCUGGAGCUGCUGCCGCUGCCGCCGCCAAGUCUGAGCGAGCGGAGCCGCGAUGGAGUCUCACUCCAUCGGGGCACAUAGAAUACAGUGGCAUCAUCACAUCUCACUGCAACCUCAGACUCCUGGGCUCAGAGAUCCUCCUGCCUCCUCCUGUGUAGCUGGGACUACAGAGACCAUGGCGAGCCCAGGGAAAGACAAUUAUCGAAUGAAGAGCUAUAAGAACAAUGCCCUAAACCCUGAGGAGAUGAGGCGAAGAAGAGAGGAAGAGGGCAUUCAGCUCCGGAAGCAGAAGCGUGAGCAACAACUUUUUAAACGGAGAAAUGUGGAGCUGAUUAAUGAAGAGGCUGCCAUGUUUGAUAGUAUCCUCAUGGACUCCUAUGUGAGCUCCACCACUGGGGAGAGUGUGAUCACAAGAGAGAUGGUGGAGAUGCUCUUUUCUGAUGAUUCUGACCUGCAGUUAGCAACCACACAGAAAUUUCGGAAACUGCUCUCUAAAGAGCCUAGUCCUCCAAUAGAUGAAGUUAUCAAUACUCCAGGAGUGGUAGAUCGGUUUGUGGAGUUUUUGAAGAGAAAUGAGAAUUGUACUUUACAGUUUGAAGCUGCCUGGGCUCUAACAAACAUUGCCUCUGGAACCUCUCAGCAGACCAAAAUUGUCAUUGAUGCAGGCGCCGUCCCCAUCUUUAUAGAGCUGCUUAACUCAGACUUUGAGGAUGUACAGGAACAGGCAGUCUGGGCACUGGGAAACAUAGCUGGAGACAGCUCCGCUUGCCGAGAUUAUGUCUUGAACUGUUCCAUCCUUAAUCCUUUGUUAACACUCCUUACCAAGUCCACACGACUGACAAUGACACGGAAUGCAGUCUGGGCCCUGUCAAACCUCUGCCGAGGGAAGAACCCACCCCCAGAGUUUGCAAAGGUCUCUCCUUGUUUGCCAGUACUAUCUCGCCUACUCUUCAGCAGUGAUUCAGACUUGCUGGCAGAUGCUUGCUGGGCCCUCUCUUAUCUGUCUGAUGGCCCAAAUGAGAAGAUCCAGGCGGUCAUAGACUCUGGAGUCUGCCGGAGAUUGGUAGAGCUGCUAAUGCACAAUGAUUAUAAAGUGGCUUCCCCUGCCCUGAGAGCCGUGGGUAAUAUCGUCACUGGGGAUGACAUCCAGACCCAGGUAAUUCUAAACUGUUCAGCCCUCCCUUGCCUUCUUCACUUGUUGAGCAGCCCCAAGGAGUCAAUCCGGAAGGAAGCUUGCUGGACCAUUUCAAAUAUCACAGCUGGCAACAGGGCUCAAAUACAGGCUGUUAUAGAUGCAAAUAUCUUCCCUGUGUUGAUCGAAAUCCUUCAGAAAGCAGAGUUCCGUACAAGGAAAGAGGCAGCCUGGGCCAUCACGAAUGCCACAUCAGGAGGAACUCCUGAGCAGAUCAGGUACCUGGUCUCACUGGGCUGCAUCAAACCCCUGUGUGAUUUGCUGACUGUCAUGGAUUCAAAGAUUGUGCAAGUGGCCCUCAAUGGACUGGAGAACAUCCUGCGGCUUGGAGAGCAAGAAGGCAAGCGCAGUGGCUCAGGGGUUAAUCCCUAUUGUGGCCUCAUCGAGGAAGCCUAUGGCUUGGAUAAAAUUGAAUUUCUCCAGAGCCACGAGAACCAGGAGAUAUACCAGAAGGCCUUUGACCUCAUCGAGCACUACUUUGGUGUAGAAGACGAUGAUAGCAGCCUGGCUCCCCAAGUGGAUGAAACACAACAACAGUUCAUCUUCCAACAGCCUGAGGCCCCCAUGGAGGGUUUCCAGCUAUAAUAUCUGCCUCCGGGGAGGGGAGGGGAUGGGAAGCACCACCAACCAGCAGAAGAGCAGCCCCUCUGGUGGGCGGAAAACCAGCUGCCCCACCAUCAGCCACCACACACCUCUGCUGCCCUGGAGACUGUGCUCUUGACCUGCUCCGCCCCCUUCCCUGGAGGGCAUACCCUCUGGACAGACAGAACCAUCUGAGGCUCACAUUUGGGUUUUGUGACAAGAAGGGGACGUGUUGGGUUUUUCUUCCUUACACUUUAUUUUGGCUGCACACAUGUCUUUAACCCAGGAGCCCAGGGGUAGACGAAGGAGGACUAAGGUAAUCAAUUUGCACCUUUUUUUAUUUUUAUUUUUUCUUUUUUUCUUUAGUGGUGACUUACUUCCCUUUUAUCUUUUUCAUCCUUCCCAGUCGUCUGCCCUGAUCUGUAUAACUCUUAUCUCGGGUACUUGAGCAGAUGGAAUAUUCCAGAGGUGGGAGGUGGGAGGGGAAGGAAGAAAUCCAAAACAAAGUAUUCUUGCUCUGACAGAAUAUUAAUCUUGUAUGCUUGGAUUGAGUUAUUUAAUUUUUUUUUUUUUUUUUUUUUUGCACAUUUUUCUUGUAUUAAGAUUGCUCUUCUCAAGAGCCAUGAGUUCAUGGUUUAGGAAUCCCAGCUGCCAGCAUUGCCUGAGACUAGGGGCAGAUGGGGAGGCUGCCAUGAAAUAGGCCCCUCUCUCCCUCUAACCCCUUGCCCAGAUCUCUUUAGUUUGGGAGAUCCCCCUAACUUUACUAGGGCAAGUAUACCAGUGGGAGUGGAGGGGAGGGAGGAGUAUAGGCCUUCAGACAGGGCUUCCCACAUGUAGCUACUGAUCCCCUGUUUCCUACCCACCUUCCAAAUGGUGCGACCCAACUUCAUUUGUUUACUUGAAAAUUCCCCUCAGGGUUGAAUGAACCUCUGAGGUGGCUGUAUUCUCCUAAGCUCAAGACAGGGGCUGUGGUCCUUCCUUUCUCCUGAGGAGAAAGUCCUUGUUCUGGUGACCUAUAAAUUGCAGAGGAGGCUGGAGUGAGAGUGUCAAUGUAUUGGGAUAGUCAGGGAUCCUUGCCUUUGGCCUUUCUUCUUCUUCCUCUUCCAUAGUUGGAUCAUGUAUAUUUUACUUCCAAAGGAGAGAAUGUCAAAAGUUCUGUAUUUUUUAUAUUCUAUAUAUAUUAGGUAGGUCAAUCUUAAUUGGUCUCAAGAGGAAGAACUAUCUGUAAGUAGGAUACUGUGUGGAAGAGCAAAAACAAAUGUGGAAGCUCCCUUGCUCAGGAGGCCUGAGUGUGGUCCAUUUCUUUUCUGCUUGGAUUCUGGACUACCACCUGGGGCCAACUCUCAGUUCUGGAGCCUUUAUAAAGCAGGUCAGCAUGGUCAGAUUGCCCUAGCACCUGAAAGGAGCAACAAUGGCCUCAGGGCCUAUCCACGUUGACCACUCUAGUCGUUAACUGCUGCAGGAAACCCAGAAAGUAGUUUGUCUUCUCAAAUUCAGUCUCAAUACAUAUAAGUUAUCACACAUGGUGGUGUUUCCUAUUAUCCCAGAAAUUUAGCAGCCUGAAUACCUUUGUGAGAGCUAUUGAUACCCUCCCUGUUAGGGAUCCUUGUACCUGGUUUCAGUUUUCUCUUCUUGGUGACAGUUAUAAUCCAGAUGUCUUUUCCUUCUCUUUGAGUAAAGCUAGUGCAGUGCCUAUGCCUCUGGAUGGAUUACAUGUUCUGAUAAAGCCCCGUUGUUAGACAUGGGAGAGGAGGAAGUGUCAGAUAAGUGUAGACCAACUGUGGAGCUGAAGGCACAAUCCCGCUCCUGCCUCCCCUCUGUGGUGUCCUGCUCCAACCUGAACUUUUCCUCCCCUAGAAACAAUGCCAUUCUGGCUCCCAUUCCUACACAUUCCCUUCUGGCUCAGGUGAAAUCCAUGCCCCUCUUAUAGAUCUAAACUUCAGUGCUUAUUUUGGCCAUUGGUCUUGAAUUUACUCUCCCCUGGUGUUGAAGUUGAACUCCAAAGCCAUUUUCUGAGGAAGUUGGUUUAGAGCUGGCAGCUAUCACUGAAAAAUCACACCAAUGUUGGACUGCUUUGGUUAGUCAGAUGCUCCUCAAAGCUUGGGAAUGAUGGCUACCAACCCCCAAUCUCCCAGGGAGUCAGGGAGCAGGACCUUUUUUUCACUUGACCUUCUACCUCCAUUACAAAACUAUUCUCUUUAUAGUUGAAAGAAAAGCUCUUAUCCACCGUCUCCCCAUCAUUCUUAUCCAAAGGGUAGUGCAAUUUACUAGGAUCUACUUUGUACAUUUCAGGCAAUAGUUAAAUCCCUGACAUUGGGGCCAAAUUCCCAGUGUGAGACAUACAAAUCCUACUUUCCCAACUAUUUCUCCAAAAUCUACUUUGGGUUCAGCUCUAGGUCUUGUACCAGAUGAAAGUUUUUGUUUGUUUGUUGUUUUUUUGUCAUCUGGCUGCUGUUUAAAGCCAUUUUUCUCUAAGGACUUCAAAGGUUAAAUUCUAUUGGGGGCACAAUGUGAAAACAGAUUUCUCAGAGAAAAGUUGCCUCUAGGAGCUUUCAUUUAUGUCUUCCCCAGACCAUGUUUUCCCAUUAACUUCCUCUAAUCCCUUUCAACCAACAAGUGAAGUUCUUCCAACUGACAGAGGCAGUACUAUCAUUUUUUAUACUUCUUCUCUUCGUUGGUCAUCUUUUGAAGCAAAUAUUUAUUUAGGCCAAGCUUCUGAGCCACUCUUCAUGGGCAGCCCCCAUCUGGACCCCACACCCUGGCCGAUGUGAGGUCAAAGGCUAAGAUCUCUGAUGCAGGUGGAGGUAUCUAGAUAUAGAUUAAGAGAAACAAGGAGUCUUUUUCUUAGUUGAUGUAUUCAAAUAUCGUUUUAAGCAGUGCCAGCUAUUUUUUAUAGCCAACCGCUCUAGGCAUUUUACCCCCAGUCUUCUCUAAUACUAACAGGUUCACUGUUCUUAGAAGUCUCCCUUCAAUUCCCAGCCUCCCAGUGGCUGCCUGGCCUUGAUGUUGGCUGCUGCAACCCUCUGACAGAACCACAUGGGUCCCACCCUCAACUGGCCAGUCUGGUUACUUGGGUCAGUGGACACAAAUGACACCUCCAAGGAAUAGGUGGUUGAUGACUUCAGUUGGGGCGGGAGGACCCUGGGGUUUGUUCCUUAUAUAGAACCUCUAGAUCUACUUUUUCUUUUUUUUUUUUGGCUGGGGACGGGUUUGAACCCACCACCUCCGGUAUAUGGGGCUGGCGCCCUAUUCCUUUGAGCCGCAGGCACCACCCCUAGAUCUACUUUUUCAACUCUCUGCCCUGGAAACCAUCUUUUAGGAGCUUUAUUUUUUCUUUUCUUUUUCUUUUUUUUGAGCUGAACUGCACUGAUUAUAGCUGCUAUGAUAUUUAGUUAAGGAAGAGGAAUAGAAGACUCAACACAGACUUUCUAUUUCUCUCAAGCCAAACCAGUUUAAAAAGAAAACUGUCUAUCAGAAUGAACUGUACUUCCAUUUUCUCAUGUCUACCUGCCUUUGCUCCCCACCUUAGAGUUGUACCUGUUUUUACCAAACUAAAAGGAAAGAAGGAAACCUAGCAAUACUAACCUCACCUCACAUUCCCCUCUUCUGAAGGCCCCAGCUUUUUUGUUCAGGCCUUCUCUCCUGCCACUUCUCUCCUAGACUCACUUAGUUUGGUAUCCAUUCUGAUACCCAUCCAGAAUCUAUUGGGUAUUCUUCAAUAGAUUCAUCUUAUGGCUUAGAUUCUAAGUUGAAGAUAGGAGGCCAGUUUUUCCAGGUCCCAGCACAUAGUCCAGGGAACCAGAAGGAAGAACAGGUUGGCUGGGGGUCUCAGGAAUAUUUGUACCUGCCUGCCUCCAUGGCAGCCUGGGGAAGGGUGCAGCACAUAGUGCACCAAGCCAUGGGAAACAUCUUCCAGAUAGUGCUAUCCUGGAAGUUAGUCAGUGUGAGACUGAGAGAUUGCUCCAAAUAAAUUUCUUCCACAGCCAUUUAGUACUGCACAUUCUAGACUAAACCAGCCUUUGUCCAGUAUUUUUUCUGUUGUAGCUUUUGCAUUCUUUUGUUACGCCAACAAGCUGAGAAUUUGCCCCUACUGAUAACCAUUAGGUGGGCACUAGCUGCCCUUUGGCCAAGGCCUUCAGAAAUGUUUCAGUCAUCCCAUUGUCUAUCUCCUAUCCCGAACCCCAGAUUAAGACCAUGGCAAGGGAAGAAUUUGAGAUUAAGAGCAACCAAAUCUCUUAAUUAAUUAAAGCUGUUAUUUUUCCUCUGAGAGGGCAUUUUGUUGCAGACAUAAAGCUGGCUAUGGGAGUUAGAAGAGGCAGCAUUAAAUUUUGGGCCCAGAACACCAUGGGAGAAAGGUUUGUGUGGUGUAUUUCAGUGGGCUUGGACCUAUCUAUCUUCUUCUGGACCAGCCAGAAGAGGACUGCGUUCCUGUAACAAUAUGCCAUGCCAUAAGCAAUGAAGGAAGUAAGCGCAGAGAUCCCAAGACUGGCUAGGAACCUCUGACAGAGGAUGUCCUUAAAGAGUUUACAUCUACAUGAACCUUCAUACUCUGGAGUUGGGUAAUGGCUUUUUCAGCCAGCUUUUGUGGGAGCUGCCUUUGAUUGACCUAUUCAACAAGGAAAGGGUAUAGGGUGCUAGCCACACCACAGACAAAAUGUCCUCUAAGAACAGCUUGGGUUUCCAGUUCUGGACCUUAGGAAGGUGAACUAAAUCCUCCUCCCUGGUUUUUCUUUCCAAAUUAAUUUGAUUUUAUUUUUCUAACAACUAUAAACUCUGGCUAUUUUCCAUGUUCUCAGGGCCCCUGGGUAGACAGACAAAGUUUGAUGAUUUCAGAGCAGACAUAGGCCAAGAAACCGUGACAUUGAGUGUGCUGAGUCCAGACAAAUGAUAUUUAUAUACACAUCCAAAUUUGAAGAGAAAAUGUAUUUCUUUAGGUUUGAAACACUGUAAUAGAUAUAAAGCAAAAAUAAAAACAUGUUGCAAAGUU